Exophiala oligosperma is the source of this 1821-nucleotide messenger RNA. RefSeq lists its product as uncharacterized. Gene Ontology annotation, biological process: proteolysis. The record is from RefSeq and is a predicted model, not a curated record. The transcript is spliced from 2 exons. The coding region runs from base 828 to 1451 and encodes 207 amino acids. NCBI's taxonomy places the organism in Eukaryota, Fungi, Ascomycota, Eurotiomycetes, Chaetothyriales, Herpotrichiellaceae. Gene Ontology annotation, molecular function: aspartic-type endopeptidase activity.
CGCUCAAUUCCCCUGGUCAGCUUGCCAGUCUCUCAACGACCACACAGCUUCUAAUGUAGUGACGAGAAGAUCAACCGUGCCUCCGCCCGAUACACGUGUCGGGUGCCGCAACAAACAUUGUUACGCGCAUCCGUGGACUGAUAUCGACACAGAGGAAUCGGAUUCAUCUGUGCGUUGCGGAUUGCGGUCACAAAAUCCUGAUAUUUUAUCCGGGCAAGCUAUCUGCGUUUUCCCUUUCCUCUCACGCUUGGAUUGGUUUAUACGACUCUAUCAUUGGCAAUGCUCAAAUCCAGCCUUGCAGUCAAGCAUGCCUACCUUCAUAAACUAUACUUCGUCCUGCAGUGACACCAACUCACAAUAGUGGGAGGUCCUUCCGAUUGCAUCCCAAAAGUAUCUCGAAAGUAUCCUCCCAUAUGCCUCUCUCCACCAUGUCUCAGAAUAUCGGAGAGUCACAGCUGUGGAUCAUGAUACGAAGGCACAGUUCAUCCUAUGCUUGCAGGAGUUUGCAACAGUCCGCCAUGCUGCAUUGGCUCGAGGGACGAGGCCGACUUUGUACGACAUGUAUUUACCUGCCAUAAGCACAGCGUUGCCAGACUUGGACAGCUUUUGUCUUUUCUUCAUAUAUAAGAACAACAAGAGCAUCCUUGCGGGUGGGCUCAUCGUGGUGUUGCUUUGGCAUUGGAGUAGUCCAAAGCUUUGCUGGGUCCUCUUUUUAAUCUACACAGUUUCAGUGAUUGAGACGCAAACUGCAAACAGGCAAAGAAGCUGGGGGUUCCUGACCGCCCGCCUUUCAAGCAGGGACCAUCUGUCUGCUGAGGUUUCGCCGAAUGCUUGAUCGACCAGGAGCGAUGAUGAGAUUUUCUCUAAGAACUCGCAGUCGGAAUGCCGCGCACUCUAUGCCUGAAAUGUGCGUUAUGCAAGGAAGCGAAUCCUCCCGCGGUGUCCACAAGAAAUGUCCCGAUCAGGAAGAUAGUCCCCGGAGGUGUAUUGCGUCAAGCUGCCCUGAGAAGGUCGUGAUGAUGAAUUGGACAAGGCCACGCCAAAAUCCUUUCAUCUUUGACAUGUUCAUCGAACUUGAAAAAGAGAAUACACACCAUGGAGGACGCAAACAUUCAACCACCUCGAGACGCGCUCUCCUUGACACAGGAGCCGAUUUCAACUUGAUAUCCCACGAGGCCUUCGCCCAGCUCAACAUUGAAGGAAGGCCUUAUCAAGGAUUGCUUCACUCUCUCGGUGGAUAUAGCGAGUUAGAAAGCACCAUUCUCUUGAAUUGGCACUUUCGCCUUUCCUCUUCUCAAACAACUUCCACAUAUCAGCAUCAUGCAUCAUUUUACAUACUUCGGAAUACCUCGCCAGCAAAAUUUGAUUGUAUCAUUGGCCGUCCUUGGAUCGAGGAAAAUUGGUCCGAAUUUGUUGCUCUCGUUGAAAACAACCGGAAAAGGCCAGAAUAAUCAAGUGGCAACUUGCCGUUUCGAGAUCAUCGGUCCAGACGGCAACAGGAGCCCAGCCAUUGCGACACGUUGGCGGCUUCUCUGCCAUUGCACGUCGUAAAUUGAGUCGAUCGUUAUGUGCCGAACCAACUUGUCGGCGUGCGCAAGCCCUCUUAUGAGAAACUGAAAUUUCUCAAUGUACAACUUUCUUCGAGACACAAAACGGGCAUUCUUCCGGGGUACUUGUCACAGUCUUGGUGAUGCUCAGGCGUGUGACAGAGGUGGUUAAUAUCUGGAAUCGGGCUAAGCGGGAGGGCUUUUUCUACCAAUGGCGCGGAAAAACUGAAACCGAGCGUGGGCACAAUGUUACACAGACACAGUGACAAUGCUG